This is a messenger RNA of Spirometra erinaceieuropaei, 15067 nucleotides long. The record is from the annotation of a GenBank genome assembly. Lineage: Eukaryota; Metazoa; Platyhelminthes; Cestoda; Diphyllobothriidea; Diphyllobothriidae.
AUGCGGUAUGUUGUUUCCAGUCAGUGCAUACUUAUGGCUUUGCAAAUUGGUCCUGAACUUCUUAUCUUUGUUAUAAUUCCGCCCUUUUGACUAGCCCAAAUUUUCUGAUUUUUGAUUCUCAUAAGCUGUAUCUAUUUACGCACUGUGUUUCAUGUGCCUUUGGUUAUCGGCCAUGAGUAAAUAAAAAUGAAUGAUAUGGGAUAUUGUCACUCACUUCUUACAUGCGUCUGCCACAAAAUGUUUGUGAUCGAAGGACAAUCGUCUUGGCUGUAAAGACGGUUUUUAACGCAAGAUUCGCGACCUUUACAGCCGUCUAAAAUGUCCACCGAGUGAAGGAUACCCCCUUCCAGUGGCAAUUCGCGAUGUGAAGAGCAGUUUUUGCGAAAAGUCACACGCCCUUAUGUCUGUAUCGAACGCGGAUAAUUGUUCUAUUUGACGUUAACGCACGAAAAAGCAUUUAUUGUGGCGCCCGAAAGGGACUGCUUGGUCGUUACGAAGUCUGCGCCUUCAACGACAACAGACGCAGCCCUAUCUUCCCGACUGCAGCCGCCGGACUACUCACCACCUGAUCGUCUUGAAUAUGCUGUUGCAAGUCUCACCAUGAAACUUUCCGCGAGAACUAUGGGUGUAAAAAAUGAAGCCCAACAGUUUCAAACACGGCAGAGUCCAGGCCAAAUCUCACCUGCCAAAUAAACACCAGUCUGCGGCAGAUUCAAGCUCUGGAGGCCGAAGAUGUUAGCCCCAGGUGUAACAGGCCAUGGGAUGCGUCCGCAUUACUGCCACAUAAGUCUCUAAACCCGCCAACCCAAAGCGUCUGAACUGGUUCGAUGACAACUACGAAGAACCCAACGUCCUCCCCACCCCCCCCCCUCCCGAAGAACUUCGCGCGACUGCUGCAAAGAAGGCCGCAUUUCCCUGAUGUCGAAGCCCAGUAACCCAGAAGCUGUGGGAGGUUGGAAAUAACUGAUUAAGUUUCAAGCCAGGAACCACCUUGACAGUUGUGCAGUCUGGAGUUCGCAACUGCCUAGGUGAUAUGCAGGCCCCAGCACCUCGGAAACUCGUUGUUUGGCUUAGAUCGAUCAAACUUGUCGGAAACAUCGCAGAUUUGGAGCUCCAGGUCGAAUAUCAUAAGUAAGUUCUCUAGCGCCCGUCUUUGGUAGUGAAGAGGGUCAUCAAUAGAUUCCCUCGAAUAGAAACCGUUGCUGACGUUGAUCGCCAACCCUCCCUACGGUAGAAGGUAAGGACAGGGUGCAGAUUAGGUCCUAAAAACGCCCUUUUCGUUUCAACGUGCCAACCUUGACAUUCCAGGGAAUGUAGAUACAAUGCACCAGUACCUCGAGAAAACCACUAUUCUCAACCUCUGCGAACGGAAAAGGAAUUGUCAUGUUUGCGAUGCGAGAUUUGCUCCUCAACAUUACUGACAGAAUUUUUGCCUGCAUUCUGCAUCUACCCGAAUCUUCAUAUGGAUUCAUAUGAAUAGGGCGGCUUCCGGAGACACCGUGAAACAACCACCAUGAUGUUCGCUGCGAUCCAGUCGUAAAUUAAGAGAAAUUGUGACUUGCUCCCAAAACACUUACUUUUAUCCCCAAGAAUCCUGAUGACCGAGUUGCUAACGUAGCAGACGAGCGAUUAGUCUUAGAAGCCUUUACGGGCCCGCUGCUCGUCAUCCUCAUGUUUUCAUGAGUGGCACAUGCUGACUAGAAGCUGCUCAGAAUCCGUUGCGCGCGGGCCGUCACGACAAUCCUCAAAACCAGGAUACAUGACCUCUUCAUUGAAGAUAACAUUAAAUACCACGACUGACGCGAGCACGUAACUAGGUCUGGCUCCUUUUUGUCUCGGGAUUCACAACUUCGGACUAGUCAUUUACUUGAGCGAACGAUUAUAAUGCACCAAACACCGAAUCUACGACAAUUGUUGACAAAAAUCACUUGACAGCCGUAGAACAGUCCGGGCACUUAGAAAUCCCAAGGAGUAUCAACCAGGCCACCCUUUGCUUCUAGUUCUGCCUCAUCCACUACACUGGGUGUCGUUUUCGACGAGGGAUUAUCUCAUGUCUCUAUUUUAACUCUACCUAAGGUUACAUUGCCCAGUUGAACACUCCCCCUCCCAGAGCUACUGCCCAACCAGUUAGAGCCACUCUUUAGAGUAAGCUUAUUAAACUCGUUGUUUGCUUUUUUUAGAAAUAGUUCGGUUUCAACACUUCCAUAUUCUGAGCAACUUCGAAAUCAACAGCCGUCUUACUUCCCCUCUCGGUCGGGCAGGGAAGAAGAGUUACUGGCCAAACUUGUUCGAAUUCAUGGGACAGACUGGGAUCUCAUUGCGAGGCAUUUCCCACCCUGUGGCACUAGAACGCCGACUGAACUACGAGCACUCUGGAACCAGUACAGACAGACUAGUGCAAUAACGGUACAGCAGGCCAGACAUUUUCGACGCAAGAAUUGCUACCAGGGAUCAGAGACGCCUCUCUCUACCCAUCGGCAAGUUUUUCUGGACUGCAUGCUUUCCAGUUUCAUAAAUAUGGGUUUUCGGCUGUUCCCUCUCAAAAUCACUGAGGACGGGACGGUGAAAGUUAAGUGCCUUGCCUGGUGUGGGUGGCCAAACCCACACAUCUGACUGGGAGAUAAGACCCUGCCAUGCCCGCUUUCCUACAGGACGCUCGCCCACAGUCAGCAGCGCUUUUCCAUCACUUACAGAUGUCAUGAAAUUCGCCAGCAAAGUCCUGUAAUGCGGAAGCUGCUCGCGUCUCUCAAAGAUUUUCAGCAUGAAGAAAACGACCGUCAUUCAAAAAUAGAGAGUCUGGUCUAGGAAUUGUCACUUACUAACUGGGAAUCGAUUUUUACCAAACGAUAGUUUCACAAAAUAGGUAUAUUGCACACCAUUUCUUUAAGGCGAAAUACAAACGCACCGAAAUGAGAAAAUAAUAACGAAUCAUCAAACCCUAUAUCAUUGUUCGGCCGGUUUUCCUUUCGUAUAAAAUAAACCUUCCGGAAAUCGAACCGGGCAAAUUUUUUAUGGCGAAGUGAUCGGUACAAUUAUUAUGCUCGGAAUCAAGCUUCAUUUGCAUUUAGAGAUUUUUUAUUCGCUUGUGCCGGUUUCUUUUCGUAGAUGCGAAAGUAUUUUGCAUGGGAUUGAGAUCGGGGCCGUUAGAAGGAAUAAAAAUAGGGUAAGAUGUGGUUAUGUAACCGCACCUGAUGGACAUAAUAUUGUUGACCUACUUAAUUAUUUUGAGUUGUCGUGAUUACGUUAGCAUGGUGUUGUUGUGCGUCGCGGUGUGUGUUCAGUUGGCCGCGUUUUUUCUUUGUUGUCGUGUCUACCUUUUGCGGCCCAUUGCCGGUGGUCCUUUUUGACUUUCGGCCUGUCGUUUCCUUCUAACUUUCGCGUUGGAUGUUUCAGGGCUUAGGGUUUAGGGCUGCAGUUAAGGUUAAGGUUGGGGUUAGGGUUAGGGGGGUUUGGGUUAAGUGUUAGGGCAACUAAUUCUCAACCACUCUAAAUACAAUCGCUCAUUUCUAAUAGCUUUUAUUUUGCAUACAAUUAGUCGACCCCGUCGCCUGUGCGUUCCCCGGCCCCUCUUGUAAAAAGCCCUAUUACCACCGGUCUCGUAUUACAGGUGGCUGAGGUUUGUUUAUCUUAAGUGUGGCUAUAUAAUCACAUCUGGCCAAAAGUAGUUCAAAAGCCCUAGUCGAAGGGACCGGUCGCUGUCUGACAAAACUGAAUCGUAGUUGUAAACGUCAUUGUAAUUAUACUUCUUACGAUUAAUGGACAGGAGCAUUAUCCUGUAACAUCAGGGUGUCCAUUCGACGUCGAUGAAUGUCGUUGUAACCGAAGGCGUUCCUUGCGGCGUUGAUAAACAGCUUGUCUGUUGUAAACUGUCAGGUUGAUCAUUCAUCAAAUUUGGUGACCACCAAAGCCAUCAGGCAUCAAUAGUUUUCAAAAGUUGUAGUCUGUGCGGUGUGUUACCGUGAGGAGUUUCGCAUUUGAACGUAUUGACCGCCUUCGUUGGUCUAAAAAUAAGACUCCCAUCCCAGAAGUAGGUGUACCUUCAGGCUAAAGAUCAGCGUAGUUUCUGUCCUUAAUGCAUGCCUUUAGUCCCAUAGUAUUUUACUGUAUAAUUGACCGGUUAGUGUUUGCAGUGGGUUCUCGGCUGGUAGCAAAAUUGCCUACAUUUGUAUUUUUCAAACAUGAUCCUUUGACUGAAUUCUUAAACUACGGAGUUCGCCAAAAAUCUAAUAAAGUGGUUUUAAAAUUUUCUUGGAUAUAGGUCCUCCGACUUUGCCAGUACUGGCCCCGAAAAUUUAUGUAUGCAAAAUGAUGCUCACUCGGCUGUCCAGGGCAAUCGUUUCAAGUCUUUCGCGUCUUCCCCCGUCUGCCCCCUCCAGGACCUAAAUCUGACCUCGGCCGUAGGUCCUCGCAGAACCAAGUCUUCCCAUGCAGAUUCUUCGGUAGGUCGUGUUGGUUAGGUGUACUUUUAUGAAUGAUUUCGCGUCCAUCGCAAUGCAGUAUUUUUAUACACCAUCAUUUUGUUUUGUCUCGGCUACUGGCGCAGCCCUUAAACUAUUGGCUUCCAAAGCGUUCAGAAAGUCAAGUGUCUGCAUUCCUUAAGCGCCUUACUCAUGUGCCUCUGUGAAGGUAUCUUCUAACUAUCUUGCCCGUAUCCUUGGCCGAUAUUAUGGGUCCUCCCCACCCAUCCCGUGGCAACGAUCCGUCUUUACGAACGCCACUCAUCCAUGCCUCAGGCCAAUGGAAUCAGUAGCAGCUUUUACGGGCCUGUCCCUCGUGCGAUGUGGCGAUUUUGCCUUCUCACACCCCCCUUCCAGAUCGUUCAGGUCACCGGGCCCGGAAAGUCCCCCGCGCACAUACUUUCGGCCAUGUGUGAAUCACCAGGCUCGUCUGUCGCCUUCGCCGCCCCCUCUCGCCACUGCCGCCCCACUUGGGAACUCCGACCUAAUCGCACAAUCCUUUCGGUUGCCUUUCGGGGUAUCAUCACUAAGGCCUCCGUGCGCCUAAGGUCGGCGUUGAUUGUCAACUAAUUUGCGCGUACUAGUGUCAGAUAGAAAUAAAUCCACCCCUACACCCUCUCUAAAAGUUUAUUGUCUUCCUAGGAAGCCCAUCCCGUAAUAUCGAGUUGGCCUUCGAGUGGGCGUGGAUAUUUUAACCAAAUGAAAAUUAACGUGCGUCGUAUAGACCCGAACGCAACAUUAUCCGCGUGCGUUCUCGAGGAUUGAUUGGAAUUUAUGGCCUUAUUACGUAAACUUAUCACCAGAUACUGCCCGAAAUCGAAAAUAAAGACCGCGCUAGCUAAAGAGAGAAGUAAACCGCAAGCGAAAGCUAUAGAAAACUUAUCCCACGGAGAAGGCCAUCAAAUCAAUGAAUAAGUGCAAGACAGAGAAGUAGGGUUGGUUUCCUUGUUUAUAUAGUCUGCGAAGCCUUCGAUAAUAACUUGUUAAGCCAUGCAGUAGAAAGCCCCAAGGCUUUUCGACACCUACAUAAGACAAUGGUUUCGAAAUGGAGACCCAAUCCUUUGUUGAAAACGGAUGAUGGUGUUGAAAAGACUAAGUUCUUUCAGUCGGUGUUUACGAGAGAAAAUGAUUUAACUGCUGAUAGAUAUGGUGUAGAUGAGGCCCGAAAAUUGACUCAAUGUUCCUCGCAAAGGCUGUUGUUAUACAAGAACUACCGAAGCUGAAAGACCCGAAAUUGUCAGGUCCUAAUAAAAUGCCUGCAAAGUUGUUGAAGUAAUUAACCGUAGAAUUGAUAGAACCCCUAUAUCUUCUCUCCCAAAUCUCGCUGCAGGCAAAUUGCCACCUGAGUGGAAGACUGCGUGGAUUUUCCCGAUAUAUAAAAGUGGCUGUCGUAAUUCCGCAAACAACUACUGACCAGAAGCCUUACCUGCAUGUUGCAGCAUUUUGGAGCGAAUUAUCAAGCUUAACCUGGUGUAGUCAUGAGAGUAACAUCAACUCUCCAACGCGCAGCAUGGAUUCUGCAGAGGAAGGUCCUGCUCAACCAAUUUGCUUCACUGUCUAGGACGCUGGACCCGAGCGAUUGAUGGAGGAAAUGUGGUGCAUGUAGCCUACAUAGGCUUCAAGAAGGUCUUCGAUGGUGUGCCUCACCAGCAUCUCCCAUACAAGCGUAGUCGUAUUGGGCCAGCUUUUGAAGUGAAGUAAAAACUUGUCGAUUUUUUGGUCUCAGAUUGUCCGCCUUGGCGUCCAGCAAUCAGCAGAGGUGGCGUCUGAGAGUGGAGUUCCUCUGCGCCCUGUCCUUGGCCCCACUUAUGACUGCAUCCGUGAGUUAGACUGCGACGUCGCUACUUUUGCUGACGACAUGCAGCUUCGGAACGCCAUCUGCAACGAAGAUAAAACAAAUUUACAGGCAAACUUGCAUCGACUCGAGCAGUGGUUAAACCACUGGCUCCUUCCGUUCAAUAUUACUAGGUGCAACAUUCUGCGAAUCGGCUGGACCUGCACUGCGCGCCGCUGGAUGUGUUAUCUGAAUCACGCAUCGCUACCAGAGGUAGGGGCUCAGAAAUAGCUAGGGACGUGGAUCACGCCCUCUCUGAAGCCAUCGUUCCACUUCUUGAAAUCAGUUAAAUCCACAAUGUCAAACUUGUAUCUCAUCAAGCGGGCUUUUGCAAAUUUCGAUAGUGUGCUUUGGUGAGGUCUUCGGGAUGUUCGUGUUAGCACAAUUCAAAUUUGCCAUUCAGGCCUGGAGACCGUAAACUGUCAAGGACCGCAUCACCUUUGAAAAAGUCCAGCGAUGUGCAACCAAGCUUGCCCGCGACCAAGGCUACCUGCCUUACGAAACACAGCUACGCGGUGACCUAACGCAAGGGUUCCGCAUGCUGUGGGGUCAGAAUUGUUGCCUCGCAUCCAGCGACUUUGAGCUGGCCGACGCCACUAGCUUGAGAGGACAUCCUUUCAAACUACGUGUGACUUGGGCGAGACUGGGUUCAAUGAGGUUGGUUACGUCAGGAAAUGCCCUGUCUACGUACGCCGGCAUGUCCCCGUUCAUGGACAGUUUCAGGAGGAAGCUUAACCACGCCAUCGGAAAUAAAUACAUUUCUCCCCUUGUAUCACCCCGAAAGUUAAAGGUUAUCAAGCAUACUUCCUGUGUUUUGGUAACACUGUUUUAUAAUUGUUUCGUGAAAUACCUCAUCGGGUGACAACGCGUGGUCCAGUGCAUUCUGGACGACGUACAAGUGUUCGUUUCCCUACCUCUUGACGCAUUUCAGCAGCGAGUUUUUAUAUGUCCACGAUUUUACCACACAAAGCAUACACUGGUAUACUAGUAUUUACCAGCCAGUUACACGCUGGUUGGAUGCAAUUCCAUAGCCAAUCUUCUCUCUAACGUUCUUCAUAUAUCGGUGUUCUUCAUUUACGACGUUAUGGUAGCCAGUAGGCAGUUCAAAGACGUUCGCCUACCUUCCCCAUAAUAAAAUAGAACCGAACUGAAAACCACCACACCCCCCCCCUGGUGUAACCAACAGCUGGCACGAAUUCUUAUCGGCGUAGUGCUCUGGAGCCCAUUGUACUCAUUGAAGGCGCCCCACCAGUGUCAUCUCAAUAGGCAAGCUGUUAUUGUCCUCACCAUCAUAAAAAAAAGUCAUGAUCCUCCUUAGGAAAACAUUGGGCCCAAGUUACGCGUCAUAUUCAGAGCGCACGUUCUGCCGGUGGCAGUAUUUGAUGAAAGGGAAUAGCACUAGCUUCGAGUGGUAAUAUUAGUUCACGGGCGGGUAUGGUGAAUGGGGAUUGGUGAAGACGUACUUACGAUUGAGUUUCCGUUGCGGCCAGUCGGUGAUACUCCCAAUGUGGACCCGUUGGCUCAUCAAAUAGUCUGUUGCUCCUCCGCCUUGCCCUCGUAUGGAAAAUCUGGUAUACAGAGGCCUCGUUGUCUUAAUUUAUCUUAAGCGCCGGUCGGGGACACCUGUCUGUGGAGUUCUGAGGCCUUGGAGGGUAUUUCGUUCACCGAUGCAUCCUGUCUGACAGCGGCGCACCUCUAAAAGUUUUGCCGACAGAUAGUAGCGAUAGUUCUUGGUUUGAUCCUUGUCACGUCUGUAUGGACCCUGACCCCCAGUCCCAAGACAAAACACCUAUUAGAAUCGAGAUUCCCAUUUUCUUCGUGCAAUCAGAGUUGGUUGGCACACUCCGCUCCAUAUGAGCGAAGCUCUUGCCACAUCAUGGCCAUUUUUUAUCGUAUGGUCAGGCUGAAAGUCAAUGCGAGCCAUAACUUUGCGCGGCGCAGUUAGGUUCUGCAGCCUCACUUGUUUGAUACCAUGUGGUUAGCUUCCUAAAACAAGCUUAGUAAAUGCGAAUACUUUACUACUAUCCCAUGUUUGCACCUACCUUGCCAUUUUAAUACAACGUGUGACUGUGUCACGGGAGAGGAGUGCUUAUACGCCACCCUCGGUUACAUCGAACCCCGCUUGCGCCUCUAUUAUACUAAUCCAGCGAGUGGCUAAGUAGAUUUGCUAAUGGAAUUUUUCGGACGGACUACUACUCCGUCGGUUUUACUACAAUGACCAUGCACUGUGAAUUACCACGCGGUCCCCCCCGUGGCCUUCCAUUUGUGAUUGCACCCUCCUUAUCCUACUAAUCCAGCGAGUGGCCGUGUCUCGGGAAGAAUGUGUAUACGCCACCUUCACGCGCUUCCGUGCGCCUGCUUCGAGCUCUUAUUGCGCCCGCUUCCCCUUCCUAAUCCGGCGAGUGCCUAAAUUACGUAUGCUGAUGGAUUUUUUUUAGUAAGCUAACUAUAUGCUAUCAGUCAAGUGGGGCUGCAGAACCAACUCCCCCCCCUUUGCGCUAUCGGUGAGAAUGCAUGAGAUAGUGUUGUUCCUCUACAUUUCUGUCGCUUCUCCUUGGCAUUCUGUGCGCGGUUGGUUCCAGAGAUUACAGUUUCACUUUCCACAGCAGCUCGCCAUACUUGAUCUUGCACUAGUUUUCCAUGAAUCCUAGUCGUUCGCGUUACGUUUGCCUGAGACCUAGGUAUAUUCGUACCAUUGCCGCUCUUAUCCUAGUAUACGGCCAAGGGUAACAAUAUCGUUUUACAACAAUCUGUAAGGUCCUCGCUUUACAUUCGCACGAGAAUAUCGCCUAUAUUUCUAGGGCUUUGCAUCUUCCGAAGCUUCAUUUACAGUCGUUCACGACACUUGGCGAAGGCGGCUUUGUUUACAGGGAUCCGGUUAUACGCAUAAGUCCGGUAGGUCUGACCCGUCCCGUAAAGUAGACACCAUAUUAUCUUAACGUUCUCCUCGGGCUAGUCGUGGUGGCCAUGGUGUCGGUCGCCUCGUGGCGUGCACCAGGGGCUUUUAACAUCUUCAUCCGUUGUGAAGUACAAUUUUUGUAGUUUUUUUUAUCCAACCCGGGGUAGACCUUAAUCUAGAUAUGGCCUUCUCUGAACCAGUUACUCCGUAAUAUCUUUCUUGCAUGGCUAACAAGCUCAUGACUGCGAAGGAGGUACGAUCGUUGGAAUAAGAGCUUUAUUAGCCUCAUGUUUAGGAUCCUCACUCGAAUCAGGCUAAUAGAACACUUGUUCCAGCGCUCAUGUCUCCUUCGCGAAUCCUUCCUGUAAUUCACCUCUCCGCAUCUAUUGACAAGGUCAUGACCAUAUUUUACUGCUCCUUUUUCCAAUUCAAUUUUUUCAAGAUUAAAUGACUUGUUUCUCUUCUGCUCUUCAGGUCUCGAUUAAAAAAGAUUUAGACGCCUGGCUAGACACUACAUCUGCCCCAAGUCCAAAGCUAGGGAGCUCUGGUUUUUCGUAAGUCUAUUUUGCAUUAAGAUGAUUAUGUGGGCUCUGGGAAUCUGGAAGGCUACCCCAACCGAUGGUGUUAAAGUUUGGAGGAAACUAGAUCGUUGGAUCGCGUACCUUUUUCGGUAUAGGUUCAUGCUCGAGAGCAUCCCUCCAGGCAGUGAAAGGCACACUGUCUUUGUGAACUCAACCGAAAUGGUCUUGGAUUCAUGAAAUGUGUAUGUGCAAGAUGCAUUUGUAGGCCUCAAACGAAGUCACACUUCGGUAUGCAAUUUCGUCUUCUUGGAAAUGCAAUCCACGACAAAAGAAAAGUAACGAAUAGAAAGUCUCCCGUGUCACAGAAAUUACAGUAGUCCGAAGACUAAAUCCCUGGGGAAAUGCAAAAAGCACAGGUACUGUUCCUCAUCGCCAACCACCUAUAAACCAUAAACACAACUAUAUUAGUGGACUUUGCCAGCUUGUUGAGACGCGCUAGAGUGAACUGAGUCAAGAUUGCGAAGUUUGCCGAGUUGCUCCGCGUAACUGGCCGCCCGCGCAGCUUUUUCCUGUGGGGCUCGCAAAAAUUCGAAGUGGUUAUAACCCUCACCAGGCUCCUAUUUAUUACGCCCACCUAUACUACUUGACUUGAGUCGCGCACAUACUUGAGGCAACCAACCGAGGCUAAAAGGGAAACCAGAAACCACUAUCACGGCAAGACGCCUGAGAAUUCGUUUACCAUAUUUGGUACAGUUAAGGGAACGGCAUUUGCCUGAGAUAUGGAAAGGUCGGGCUGAAAGCAUAAUUGUAGACAUAAUCUUGCAAAUUAUGGUUCAGUCAAUUUGGUCAGACCACACUUUCAAGUUCGGAAGGGCCAAAAGCCAGGUAAUGGAGUGAGAACCGUGGGGGUAACAAACUAUCCGGGUUAUGGUUCUCCGGCUCCGAGCCUAUCAUUAUACACAGCCACAGCCUGUGCGGAAUAAUGACUGCCUGUGAAGCGUAGUCACCCCCACAGGAGUCGUUCUGGUGAACAGUACGCCUUGGGGCAGUACUUCGGUUCACAGUUGCAGACAGACUCAGCGAUCAGUCCUUCGGAAGUGGCUACCUAAACAACUAUCGCGCCAGCUGAAGCAUCACGAUGCAUUCUUGGCGACUCGUAUGUUGACUAUCACUUGUUUUGCAACCACAUUCUCAAGAUUCUGUUUUCUGUGCGCCCGUCUCCGUUUGUAGUCACGAUUUCCUCUAUCAAUUCAAGAAAGUCCUGUGGAAUUGAGCUUAUGUUGUUGGGGUUACAUUUCCAUCUGCUCAACUACUGGAGCGUUUCUCCGCUCCGAUCGGCAGUUAUUGGCGUUUUUCCGUUCCCUGCCGAAGAAUUUUUGACCUUUAUUUAGAGUUUUGGUUGCUGAUGAUAGCGAAAGGAUCCCAAACGGGGACGUUUGAGCUAUUUUUUAUGUAUAUGCCUUAAAAGGUAGCUAGUGUCUAGGCCUUUUUAUGUUCAAUUGCGCUAUCAAGUCACAAAUGCUUCCCAUUGCUAUGCCAUCUGUACGCUUUCUUGCUUCCGUGUAACAGACCUCCCACCUGGCGUGUCUAUUAUUAGUCCCAACUUUUUGCAUCUGCCCCAUUCUUGAUUUGUGACCAGCGUGAAAAGAAGUUCCCGGGGUCCUGAUCACCGACCUUCCUCGAUACGGCGUCUUGAAUCCUCGCUCCAAAAGCACUACUCGCCUGACCAUUCUCCUUCAUUUGUCUCACCUGCGUGUUCGCCUUCAUCACACAAGGUAUCGCCCUCUCCCCUCCCUAUCAACUCGCACCUUCUUGAACCCUCUCAAAUUUCCUGCAUAUCGACCCCCCUCAAGGGUGCUCCUUUCACCUCCGAUGAGCACAUGUUCGCAGUUCAGACGCCCACCAAGGCAAUCGGAGAGUCCGAUUUGCAGUCAUUUCAUUUGAUUAGUCCACCGUCGGUAUUUCCCGCCUCGGCCUCUAAGUCAAGUCACCAACCAUCGAAUCCAUGUUUUCCCUCGGCCCCAUUAAAACCUCGCGCACUUUUCUCUACCACUGCGGAUGCGAUGUCGGCUUAUAAUGACGACAACCCACCAUUGUUCAGAGUAAUAAAACCCGAACAAGACUCGGUAAGUUGUAUUUUAUCAUGUGCCACUUCGACUGCUAUUUACAAACCCUCUGACAAAUAACAGACGCCAUCCCCUACACCUGCGUAACAGGUCAUCAUACUGUCUACCUCGCUUUCUUCACUAACGACCUGCUACAGUGGCCAGCCGAAUGCCAUAACCUCGGGCAAACUAAGCCCCUUUGACUAUGAAAAUCUCCUCUGACGCCGUUUACUACAUACUGCAUACCUUUAAAAAGUCGUCCCGUACGCUGUGAUACUCAUUUUGCCGAUGAUGUUCGAUAAUCAGCAAUACACUUUUCCACUGGCAUCAGCUUGCCUGCUAAAGUUUUAUACUUAAAAUUUCCAGCAGUUCUUCAAGUCCAUGUGGGCACCUGGUAGUUUCGCAGAUGUGUUCAGCCUGUUUUCGAUUGACCAGACCCUACAGCGUACUUCAUCUGUGUUUGAUACGUCCUUGACCCUGCCCUAUCUAAACCUACAUUUUCGGGGUGUCUUGGGAAAUCCUCCACGUAAGUAGAACCCUAACAUCAGUUUCGAUCUUUUAUUCGAGGUUAUCCACUUUAGCGCACGGUCACCACGGUACAGUGCCGUUGUCGGGUUUUGUAAUAUUUUAUGAAGGCCUAAACUCCCCACGUCCCGGAAGCUCUGGUGCUGCCGGUUUGCGAAUGCUUAUUUCCCAGUUAGUCUCCACUAGGGGGUUCUUCCACCGCAAUCCGUGUACUCGUGGGACAGCCAGUCAUGCAUGUAAACUGCGAACAGCAGUCGUGCCUGACUUUAGGACUGUCUUCCACUCAUGACAUUCGUAUGACUUCUGUCGAUCGGAGAAUGUCCUCGAAGACACUACAUCCUUGCCAAUAGAAGCGAAGAGACGAGUCCCAGGAAGCAGUCUUGAAGAAGAAGACACGAAUGCCGUAACCUCGCCGUCCCGGCGAUCGUGUCUUCUUCAACACUAUCCUUCCUGUUAUCUGGACCAACUAUUACUGGUAUUCUGGUGUGGAUGGCACCCAGUUCUGGGAGAAAAUCUUGUUUAUUAUCCAGAAAGCACCGUUUCAUCAACUUCGUCAGAGAUCGUUGAAACCACAAUAUGUGACUCUGGUCAAAGUCCCUUUCCUCAGGGUCCGACUUGCAGUGGUGUCCUUGCCGCGAUUAGAAGUUGUGUGGUCAGCUUCGUGAUUUUUUCAGCUCAGAUCGGUUUACAAACGUGGGAUAAAGCUCACUUUUCUUGACGUUCCUAACGAUAAGAGAGAUAUCCUACUACGCAUUUUACUGGCUUCUAGUGGUAUUUAGGCCAAAAGGCCAAAAUUUCGGUUUUAAUGGGCUAAGAGUCAGCAAAUAGUUAUCCUUGGCGACAAAAACUCAUCCUACGCAAAUCCGCCGGUCGCCUAUCACAGCAACCCUUGCCUUCUCAUGAUGCACUCCGUUUUCCGAACUUUCUUGGAGCGACGUAGGAUUUCUCGCUCUUCCUCUUAUAUGGGGCUUGCUUGGGUGCUGAAUGGGCAAAGCAGGGAGUUGCCCUAAUUUAUUAGGACAACACAGGCCAACAAGUCACCGAGCGUUGUAACACUGCUACUUCAUGCAAGGACGCUGGAGUGAGUUAUCCCAAUAAUGUCGUGAUGCGAUUCCGCCCUGCAAUCACUGCUGACUUACGGCUGAAGGCGCGUGAUUUAUGCCCACUCUACACUUGUAAGUUAUAGGCUACGUCUUUGGCCACUGCGGCCUCUAUAUCUUGCUGCUUUUGCGGCAUACCUUUCAAAUUAAUGCUCUUCACAUCUAUGGCCAACACAUCUCCGUGCGUUGCUUAGUUGCUGUGCCUUGGGUGCUUCUACUUAACUAUCUAAUGUAUAAAAAUGCCUGCGCCCCCUACCAUUAUAUAUAUAUAUAUAUAUAUAUACAUCUGCAAUUAUCCAUGGAAAUGGUAAUCAUUAAUCGUUCUGUUUGUUCUUACAGGACGCAAAAGUUUCGGCUGUCUGCUCCCCGAGUGUUAAAAUAAAGCGGUCCAGUUCACCACAAUCGCUUUCGUCUGAUCCAUCAAGCACUCAGCUCUCAUCUUCCUUCCUGCCUCCUAGACGCUCCCUGACACCUCUUUUUCCAAGCAACUGUAGUUCGGACUCGAUCGCUCUCCUUACAGCUAAAGCCACAGUCUGGAAUCGGGUACAAACAGCGAAAGAGGUCAACAAUAUCAUGAUGUCCUCGGGUUCGCGUAGAUUGACUUACAGUGCCUCUAAGUCCGUCCUUGAACCUGUAGUGCCAAGGACCAGGCGGAAUUCAUCGCCUUUUGCGUUUCCAGUCCAGCAACAACCACAGUUGAGCAUACGGCGGAUACUCCAAGUUGCAUCAGAAGUAUGUAUUUCCAUGAUGCAAUCGGUAGUCUGACUUGUAUAUCCCCUUGUGUUGUUUUCCGUAAUAAUCGACACCGUUUGUAGAACUGUAACACUACUUAAAAUUUUAGCCGUCUAACUCGCUUGAAUUUCCUUUCGAAUACUGCAGGACUAUAUUGAAAAUCCGGAUCUUUUUUGACACAUUAGUCCCAACGAAAUCUAGUUUUUAGGUUGUAACGCUUCUUACAUGCAAGUGGUUCCACAGUACUCAAGAAGUCGCAUCUGUGAGCAUGAAUAAUCCGAGGGAAGGGGACAUAGCGUAUUCGUCACUUACUGUUGAUCUUUCUGAACAUGCAGCAAGCUAGAAGGGGAAACGAGAGGUUUGCAGGAAACUUCAUGUUCUCUUGUCUACUAUUCAUGAAGACGAAGGAGGAAUUGAGACAAUGGGAAAUUAGCCGCCAGGACGUCAGAUAAGCCAAGCAGGCCUCUAGCAAAAUGGUAGGGCUCGUAUGCUUUCGUUCAGGGGGAUCGCAGGACAUGAGUACAUUCUUCGAGCUCCACUGAUAAAUAAGAUAUUUAAGCAGACCAGGCUGGUGUGUGUUGACUCGUUUUCAUUAACUUACAUCUCCCAUGUGAACUGGAUGGUUUUUUACGCUCCCUGCUGCCUAUUACUGAACUUAAGAUUCCUCUCGUGUCUCCUUUUAGAAAAUGCCAUUAAUUAGGCCAUAUCUCUUUACUUAGGAUCUUAAAUGUUCAGUUUUCACCCUUUAUAUUUUAAUAACUUUCAGUUAGCAUCUGAAUAUACUUUUAGACCGUCUGGCGCCGGGUAGCAUUGGGAACCAGCGGAAUUCAACGUGACGUUACUCACCUCGCACACCACCUUCUCGAGGACUCCCUGAGUGGGGACCACAAAUAA